This is a messenger RNA of Necator americanus (New World hookworm), 381 nucleotides long. RefSeq lists its product as uncharacterized. The record is from RefSeq and is a predicted model, not a curated record. Bases 1 to 381 code for a protein of 126 amino acids. The transcript has a single exon. Lineage: Eukaryota; Metazoa; Nematoda; Chromadorea; Rhabditida; Ancylostomatidae.
AUGUCGCUCUUGUGCCAAUGUUUUAUACGGGAUCGGACCAUCGCCUCCUUCGGCGAAGGUUUUCCUUCACAUGAAGAGAAGAGAAAGCCGCGAAGUUCAGAGAGCAAAGUCCCAGAAAUAUCGUUAACUGGACUCUUCGCUACGCUAGCCGGCUUUUGGGAAGAUUCCGCAAUGAACAGCAUCGACGAGGAACACGAUCGGUUCGUUAAACAUCUUCAUGGUUGCAUGACUCCAGUCCGAAGUACGACAUGCCAUUAUGUCGGUAAGAAAUCGUGCGGCACCCGGUCCCGACAGAAUAAGACCAGAACUCCUGAAGAACCUUCCGCCAGUACUCAUCAAUACCAUGGCGAGGCUCCUCACACGUUACCUGUCGAAAUGUAA